Molecule: messenger RNA, 741 nt
Organism: Trypanosoma conorhini
Lineage: Eukaryota; Euglenozoa; Kinetoplastea; Trypanosomatida; Trypanosomatidae
Exons: 1
Coding region: 1-741 (246 amino acids)
Source: RefSeq, a predicted model, not a curated record
AUGCAGGCCCUGGUGCACCACGGCGACCAGUUCGUGGAGGUUCCAGACGCGUCCGUCACACUGAGAGACAUCUGUGGCUCAUUUGGACUCGCUGGCGAUCUCGCAGGCGUCUACAUUAAGCAUCGUGCGACCGGGCGUGUCGUGGCGACGCUGCCGUUUGAGGGCCUCCCCGCGGUUAGCGACGCACAGGGCGAAGAAGACAACGUCUACGACCUCUGCUGCCCCACCGAAGAUGGCGCGGGGGACUCAACCCCUACGACGGAUGACAUGACUGACGUAUUGCGACAGCUCGUGCAGCUGGGGGCCGCAUCUCUUCUCUCAACCGAAUCGGAACUGCACCGUUCACUAGACCCAUACGACCCUCGUACGUCUCCGGGAUUACUGAUACGAACGAUAUAUCCACCUUCGCUCUACUCGCCUUACCGCCACCGCGGGGAUCCACUCGGUAUGCAAGGGAAAUUUGCCGCCCCGUCCAUUGCAGGGCAGAUGACGGGACCGCCGUAUAUUAGUGCAGUGGAGUCGUACAGUGUGGCAGAGGCAAAUGCAACGACGUUGCAGUCGCGACCUGACCUGGUCCCGCAGAGCGAAGAGGAGGCGCGUGAUAUUCUGCAAGGGCUUGUGGCAGCGGCCACGCAGGUGAAGGCUAGAAUGGCCAUGGCCGAUGCGGAGGAGACACGGAAUGCACCAUUAGACGUCAAGCCGGAUCUGGCGCUCCUGCAACCGACUGGAAUGGGUUCAUGA